Messenger RNA from Homarus americanus (American lobster), 5229 nucleotides. RefSeq lists its product as uncharacterized. Lineage: Eukaryota; Metazoa; Arthropoda; Malacostraca; Decapoda; Nephropidae. The record is from RefSeq and is a predicted model, not a curated record. The transcript is spliced from 14 exons. The coding region runs from base 112 to 4176 and encodes 1354 amino acids.
AAGAAUAUAUGGACUAUUUAUUUACCAUGGUGUGGUAUCUUGGUCUAUCACUUAACGCCAUGUUGUUUUUCCUCGACAUGAAGCGGGAAGAGGCUGAAAUUUGCCAAAAUAAUGGAUAGUUUCAACGAGUCUAGUGAGGUUGGUACUGCCUCGUCGAUUGUGUCAGGAGAUCUAACAGAAAGUGUGGAGGAAGAAAUUGAAUCACCAGUCUUGUUGGAUGGACAAGUGGUUAUGCCUGCCACAAAAGGAGUCAUGGAGGAUGAUUCACAAAUGAUCAUGGAUGCUUCACAGGCUGUAGAUAUGGAGGGUUCACAAGUCGUUAUAAAAGGUUCACAGGUAGUGAUGGAAGAUUCUCCAACAGUCAUGGAAGGAUCCCAAGUUAUGUUGGAGGAGUCAGAAUUUGGGGCCUCAGUGUUGCAAGACUCUCCCUGUCAUGAUACUGUUGCAGAUGGUCCUGUAAUUGUUAAAGAAGAAGAUCUACAAGAUACCGAGUAUGGCCAUAACCAACAGAUACUAGGACUUGUACAUGAUGAGGUAGUAGAAAAUGCUGCUGUUGACCAUGAAAUGGGUGGUGUUAUUGCAGAUGAAAAUACAUUGGCAACAAACCAAGAAAGUGAGAUGCUGUUGCGAAACUUGGUGAGUGAGACAUUCCACUCAUCUCCAAGUACUACUCACGGCCCUGACAACAUCAUUGUUACUACCAGCACGAUCACCACCAAUCCUGUCCAGGGUAUUCAGCAGCCUCUUACAUCCUCAAAUGUGAUACAGGGAACAGCAGUAAAUAACAUCUCAGGAAUACCUGUUAAUUUAUCCAAUACUAACACCCCGACAAAAAUAGUGGUACAAACUAAUCAGGAUUCCCCUGUUAAAGCCAAUGCUGGUCACUUUCUUAUUCAAGUGGGAGGUACUCCAGUUAGUGUAGCCCAGCCACAAAUAGUAACAGUGGGGAACAAGAACCACAUUGUAAUUCGAGCUGGGGCCAACCAAGUGGGUCAGAUUCCUAUAUGUCAAGAGGAAUCUGAUGGAUUAGGGCAAGGCAGCAUCUUCAAGGUCAUCAUACCUGAAGGGACUACCAAAUUCACAAAAGUAGCCCCAAUUCCAGUGGGUCAAAAUGAACAAGUAAGGAAACAUGUCCAAAUCAAUCUUUCAGAUGGAACUGUGAAAAAACAAGGGAGAUAUACGUCUCAUACUUCUCAGACACAGGGGGGCUAUGAGGAGGAAGACAUCAGACCUGGUGGUGCCACUGAUAGCAAGAGGUUUUAUGAAUGUCCAACAUGCAACAGUAAAUUCAUGAGACCAUUGUACUUAAGGAAACAUAUGAGAAGCUGUAAGAAGGAGGAAGUGAAGGUAGAAAAAACACCUUUAUAUAUGUGCUCUUUCUGCAAGAUGACGUUCAAGACUCGACCUCAGAUCUCUCAACAUUUUCUAAAAUGUUAUCAUAGUCCAUACCGGAAAAAGACAGGACCAGUCAAGAGAAAGGGUGAUGACCUGGAGCCUGAGACUGCUCCACCAAAGAGAGGAAAAAUGGAGGCACUGGAAAUAGAUCCAGCUUUGGAACAGGCUGUGCAGUUCAGAUGUCAAGAUUGUGAUCGUACCUUCAGCAAAGAACGCCAAUAUUCCAGCCAUAUUAAAAAGUGCACCAAGUUCUCUGUGCAUGACCUAUCUGGGGCAAAAGUGGAGGUGAAAGGUGAGGAGGAAGAGGAAGACGAACCCGAAUCUCAGGAUGAUCCAUUUGCUGACCCUGAUCCCCUGCCACCCCCAACUAGGAGAGGCCGUGGACCUGGCCGGAGAGGGCGGCCCCCAGGGAGAGGUGGAAACAAUAGGGUAGCUUCUAGAAAUUCUUCACUACUUUUUGAAGGAGCAUAUCCUGUAGCAAACUCCCGUGGUCUCCUCGUAGCUGAUAAUGAGGGCUUGGUACGAAGCACAACAGGUUUAGCACACACUGUACAGCUUAGUCUUGAGACAGCAUGUCAAGAAGGUCAACCACAGCCAACUGCUCUAGUAGCAGAUUCUAAGGGAGUCAGAGGGAGAGAGAAACCCCCACAAGCCUGGUCACUGGUUUGUGCCCUCUGUCAGAAGAUGUUUUUUACCAAAGCUGCUCUGGCACACCAUGUUAUGUCAGAACAUGGUGCAGAUCUGAUUCACACUCGCAAUAUUCUUGAUGGGAAGGUCAAGGACAACCAGCCUCUCUUUAGAUGUCCUGUGUGCAGUCUUAAUUACCAGACUGAAGAUCAGUUCAUAGAGCACAUGGUCCUCCAACAUACAUCCCGCUUGCAGGAAACAUUUACUCGUCUUCAGGGGCAGACGGCUACCUAUGUGUGUUCCCUCUGUUCCCUGGUGCUACUUACAAAAAGUCUCCUCGUUGAACACAUGAGUCUGGUUCACUUAGAUGAGCUGGAAACACUCGCCCAGGGAGACACACAUGUAGAAAUAGCAUCAAAAGUUGCAAGAAAUAAAACACAAACUUCAUCUAAUGUAAAAAAAGGAAAUGAAAGUUUUCGUGAAGAUAAACAAGGUCCUAAAGUAAUUAACACUGGGCAAGUGAAAUUUGAGAAUGCAGAAGAUUCUGCUUUAGAGUGUGGCUUCUGUGGUGAAGAAUUACCUACUCAGGAAGAUAUGGUUGAGCACUACAUUGAUUGGCAUGGUGUAGAAACUGAUGAAGAUGGCUGCCUUCUGGACUUGGGUAUAGAUGUGGAUAUUAGAGUUAAGGAUACCAAAGGUCUGUUACAGCUUGCUGAUGGUCGAAUGGAUGCCAGUGUCCCAGAGAAAACCGUCCUUAUUCGCAAAAAACCUAGACAAAGUUGGCAAUGUAAGGAAUGUCAACAAGUAUUUUCCAAGCAUUUUGAUUUUCUUCGUCAUGUCCGUGAGGUUUGUACAGAGGUGAGCCAGGGUAACAAGCCUACUGUCUCGAGGGGAGGUAAUUUCAAGUGCCAAGAACCAGGUUGUAGUCAUCUCUCAUUUUACCAGGUAAAACUUCUUUUUAAGCACAUGGAAGAAGUUCACAAUAUUAUUGUGCCAAGAGAAUUCAAAACUUUUAAAAACCUAGACCUUUUCUACCAAUGGCUGACGGGGGAAGAGAAGAAGUAUAAUGUCCGCUACAUAAGAGACACAACUCGCAUUGAGAAAAAUGAUAUGAAGCUCAUCCAGAUGGUGUGUCAUAGAUUCCACACAGCUAAAAUUGAUCAGUCAAAAGAGAAGAAAGAAGGUGAAACUGAAGGUGACUCCCCCAGUAAACAAAAACGAAGAUGGUUUGUUAGGAUACAAAGGUCAAGCAACUGCCAUGCUCGUAUUCACCUAAAAGUGCAAUAUAAUCCUGCAACUCAGGACUAUGAUGGAGAAACACAAAUGGUAUACUACCCUCAGCACACUCACAAUGAGGUGGACCAUCCACAGGACCUUAUGAAUCGCAUCAUGGAGAGGCAUGCGAGAGACAAAUCAAAUUACUUAUCAAGAAAUGGUAACCGCAAGAGGCUCAAACAAAUUGGCUCACAGCUGUCACGAGGGGCUCUUAGCAAAACCAAAGGAAAUAAUAGUGAUGAGGGACUAGAAGAAUUAUUAGUUGCAGCAGGAGGGAACACUGGAGUUUCUGGUCAACAUGUUGUAACAGGAGGGACACUGAAACUUGAGGAAGGUGCUGCCCUGACUGUAGAUCAGUAUAUGAAAGAGUUUUGUCAAACACAGUUAGAAGGGGAGGUUGAUGGAACAUCAUUAGUAGUUUCAACCAGUGGAGCUACUGGAGCAACAUCCACUGUCCGUCAAGCUACAAGACAACAUGAGACAUCUGCUGUCCUUAUGGAAGGUGAUGAAGCAGCUUUGGAAACUUCCACAAUGUUUGUAGACAGUGAUAGUCAGUCAGCAGUGUUGGUUGAGAGUGGGGAGCCUGGAACAUAUGUAGUUCAAGAUAGGAUGAUGAGUGUCUCCCAAGGAGAAUCUACUCAGAAAGAGGAAGAUACAGAAGAAUAUGUUCUGCCAGCGGAUGAAGCAGAGUGGACCAAGUUGUUUGAUGUUUUACGCCUCAGGUUGAUGACAUCAGAACUCAGUGAACAAGAAAAAGGAGAUGGGGAAGGUCUCUUGUCUUAUCAAAAUGUUAUAUCAUAUUUGUCCCUGGCAGAGCAAGUUACAAUAUUCCAACAGCUCUGCCUGUUAACUAACACUGCUAUUGAAACUGCUGAUUAAAUAAGGCCUUAUUUCAUCACAUUUAGUCAAGUGACAUAUUUUAAUAAAUAUGCAUCAAAAUCCAUUUAUUUAUAUUUAUUAUUAUUAUUUUCAUUAUUAUUAUUAUUAUUAUUAUUAUUAUUAUUUUUUUUUUUACUUUUUAGAAAAUAGUCGUGUACAAAUGUGAAGAAUACAAAAACAUUAAACUUUUAACUUUCGUUAAAGAUGUAUGUCAUUGAAAUAUCCUGGUUUUUAUGUAUUUAUUUAUAUUUUUAUUCUGUUGAAUAGCUCAAGUUUUAAACAACUUGAAUUUGCACAAAAUUGUAAAUAUAUCUAGUCAAUAAUAUUUUAUUUCCAUUUCAAUUCUGUAUACCUAAAUGACAUAUGGCCUUUUUGCAUUGAAUUGCUAACUGGCUAUGAAAUGUAUAUAUAUCUAAUAUUUUUUUAUGCAUCCAUCAUCAGUCAAGACUUGUUCAUUUAGGUGUUGAAGUGGAAAUGAUUUAAUAAAUUGACGGUUAUAUACCUUGUCAUAUGUAAAUAUCACUUAUGACGAUUACACUUGUUCUUCAGUAAUAAUGAGCAAAAUGGCUGUGUUGAUAUAGAAAGAAGGGUCUUGUAAAUGUAUAAUAGGCUCAAUAUUACUGAUUUAGUCACAAUGUUAUGGUGAUAUAAAUAUCAUGUUAAUAAUAUGAGCAUUGUUAUGCCCAUUUAUUAAAGAAGAAUGGGAGAUUUUUACCCAAAAAUAUAUGAUGGAUAUUCCCAGUAUCUUAAUUAUGACAUCUACUGUUUGUUAGUAAGAAAUAGUCAUUCAUAAUUCCAAACUUUAUUUAUGUUGAGCAUGGUCAGAAUAGGCCAGAAUCAUUUUUUUUUCUUCCUCCUUCCACAGUUCUUCUCAAAAAUACUGUUUUUCACUUAAUGACUGAAACAGGAGAAGUCCUAGUGAAUCAGAGUACCUGAUACCUGUGCUCUUGUAUUCCAAGUGCUGAGCUUCUUGCUUGGUUGCUUUUGUGUAUAGUUGUAAAGGAAACAAACAUAUUUGCCUGUCAAGUACCUGCAAAAGAAAUAUUAAACCCA